GCACUACAAAAGACCUGUGACCAUUUUCUACUUUGGUGAGGAAGACUAUUCUUACACCUUGCUAGACAACGCUAAUGAGUCACAUCGCACUGGGAACAGACAUCAACUCAACGUCUAUUUCACGUUGAACCAACAUUUCAUUGAAAUUACGUGGAAGGAACGUUGAUUCAACCAGUGUGUGCCCAGUGGGAUUGUUACUCAUUCCUUCCAGUCAUCAUACCUUCCUAUGUGUGAUCAUUUAGUGUGCUGUAUGUUGUCUGAACUUCAGGCUCAACUUCAUCAUAAACCAAAUGCAUAGACCUACAUAAAUAAUGGAUAAGCUUACAUUUAAUGGAUUUGGUUUAGUUGAAAAAUGGGAGCUUUAAUGUUGACAAACUGCAAGUAGGUGCAGCCUUCUUAAUUCGAUACCACAAAGUAGCAGCAGUGUGCUGUUUCCUGUUUUGUUAUGCUAGGAAGGAAGCGGAGCUGACUACGGUAAGCCAAUUUCACACUUGGGCUGUGAGACAAUCACAACCUAUUUUCUGUUCACUUGCAAUCAGAUACAUUUGUCAUAGAAAGUGGAGCAGGCAAUAGAGGAUUUAUUUAUUUAUUUCCUCACAGGGCCAUAAUCCUAGUAACCAUAAACCUUAAAACUAGAGACGGCUACCCUUUGACCUCCUGGAUACCCAUAACGGUUACCAUUGAUCCAAGAAAAUGUCCUCAUUCCAUCACUUCUCCCAGAGGAGAAUGGAUUAAAAUAGAGAGGAGACUCCAGAGGACGUGAGGUGGAAUCCCAAAUCCCAAAAGAGGAAACAAACAAACUACACAAACAGGCAGACUCCAUAGACCUUCCCAUCAAGGCAAGGAGAGAUCGGAAUCAUUACAGCAACUGAAUGAUUACGAAGGAAAAACCCUCCUCUUUGGUCUUCAAACUUUUAUAAAAAAUGCUUUGGUCUUCAAACCCCCAGACAAGGCAGUUAAGUAAAGAGGGGAGGAUAACAAGAUUCUCCCUACAUCAAGGAUUUGUCUAGUCUGUCCCAUCCUCCCUUUCCUUCAUCAGAUAUUCAUUGUGACUGGGAUGUCCUACUAUAUCAGCGAAAUCUUCACCUUCAAGAGUUCACCAGGAAACUGAAACCAGCACUAGAUCAGGGUCAAAUCACCACAGGAACAAUCCCCUGAUAACAGCAACAACCUUGCUCACUACUUCAAUCAGAACUUGCUGAUUGGCUUCUUCUUCAAUAUAUUACCCUUAAGAGGAGUUGCUUCACUGUCAGGGAACCAUGAAGGAAGACAUCUUGGAUUUUUUUAGUGACUUGUGGAAGGUGGCCACCACCAAGCAUGACCAGGGGAUCUACAACACAGUCUGCCUGGUGGUGCUACUAGCCCUGCCUAUGGUGGUGCUCUUUACUUCUCUGGUGGUGUGCUGCCACUGCUGCUGUCGCUGGGCCAACUGCGCUGGUUGCUGUGCAGACAGCCCCAGCUCAGCCACAGCAAAAUCAGACAAAAAGAAGAAGAGUCCGAAAGAUGAGGACUUGUGGAUCUCGGUCAAAACAGGACCUAUGACACCCGACAGGGUUGCCCUCACGAUGGUGUAGCAGUAGUGACUGAUGUUCAGAUAAGGUUUUAUCCUUUUGUAUUCAUGUAAAGCUCUUUUUUACUGCAAGGUACAGGUACAUGAUGCCGGGCACUGGUGUUCAAUAUGCUCAACAGAAAUGCUUGAAAGAGGAUAAAAGAGCCAACGAUACGUGCUUGAUAGUGAUUGAUUGAUUGCGUGUGUGUGUGUGUUGGUUCUUCUAUCCUUGUCGGGACCUAAAAUCCCCCAAAGUACCCACAGGGAUAGUAAAAUAAGUCAAACCUUUCCCACGUCCCCAUGAGGACAAAGACUAUUGGGUUAGGUUUAGGGUUAGAAUUAGGGUUAGGGUAAGGGGUUAGGUUUAGA
Molecule: messenger RNA, 1918 nt
Organism: Coregonus clupeaformis (lake whitefish)
Lineage: Eukaryota; Metazoa; Chordata; Actinopteri; Salmoniformes; Salmonidae
Exons: 2
Coding region: 1260-1574 (104 amino acids)
Source: RefSeq, a predicted model, not a curated record